AUGUCGAGUCCUGCUUCGCAUCGGGAUGAGUCUACGGACUUGAGCCCUACAGUUACAAACACAUCGAUGGACUCGGAACCAAAGAAGGCGGGCAAGAGAGUGCUGUCAUGUGUGCUCUGCCAACAGAGGAAAAAGAAAUGCGAUCGGAAGACUCAAAACAGUCUGCACUCCAAGUUCGCCAGCUCCGCCAAGGAAGCGCAGGCGUCCGAAUCAAGAUCUUCUCGAAAGGCUUGCGAGAUGCGAAGAACUUCUUAG
Fusarium fujikuroi IMI 58289 is the source of this 255-nucleotide messenger RNA. RefSeq lists its product as uncharacterized. Bases 1 to 255 code for a protein of 84 amino acids. Gene Ontology annotation, molecular function: zinc ion binding; DNA-binding transcription factor activity, RNA polymerase II-specific. The transcript is spliced from 2 exons. Gene Ontology annotation, biological process: regulation of DNA-templated transcription. NCBI's taxonomy places the organism in Eukaryota, Fungi, Ascomycota, Sordariomycetes, Hypocreales, Nectriaceae. The record is from RefSeq and is a predicted model, not a curated record.